GAUUGAGCAUUUCCCAAUAGUGGUAUCGGAGCCAGGUUCACUUGAAACCGUCAUUAGCUCGUGCAGUUCAAGAUGGAGGACAACGUCACUCAUGAUGGAGACAUGUUCAAGCUCACGGCCAACAACUACUCACAUUGGAAACCGAUGAUGGAAGACCAUCUAUACUGCAAGGAUUUGCAUGAGCCCAUCAUCUACAAAGACAAGGUCGAAGGCAAGAGCGAUGCUCAAUGGGAGCUACUCAAUCGCAAGGCCGUUGCAAUGAUCCGUAAGUACAUUGAUAAGACUCUCUUCGAGCAUGUUUCUAUGUACACAAAUGCUUAUGAGUUAUGGACAAAGCUUGAGUCCAUGAUUCAAAAGAAAACACCUCGUAACAAAGCCAAUUUAGUUCGAUGUUCCUUGCCGGAAAGCUGGGAUACACUUGUGGUUACCCUUAGUAACUCAGCUCCGGAAGGAAAGCUCACCAUGAAUACCGUUAGUGAUAGCCUUCUUGGAGAAGAAGCAAGGAGAAUGGAACGAGGCGAUCCCACCUAUUCCGAGGCCAACGUUAUUGAGAACCAGAGUAGGCAUGAAACUCGGAGACGUAGCAAGAGCCGAGAUCCACAUCAAUCUCAAGGUAGAUCCAAGCCACGCUCGAAGAUUACUUGCUACUACUAUGGAAAGAUAGGCCACAAGAAAACUGAAUGCCGAUCCUUGAAGAGAGAUCAAAAGGCAAGUAACAUCAAGCCAGACCAGAUCAGCCCAACGAAGAAGCAAGAAGAGAAGAGUACUACAGCUGUAGUAUCAAGAGAAGAUCUGCUCUAUUUCGUUGGAGAAGGAAAGUGGAAGCUCACCAAAGGAAGCUUAAUUAUGGCUCGAGGAAAGAAGGAAGGAUCAUUGUACGUGAUGCAAGCCAAGCUCUUCAAAGGCGAGAUAAAUAUUACUUAUGAUGAUAUGGAGGUAUGGCAUAAAAGACUUGGGCACAUUAGUGAGAAAGGUUUUCACAUGCUCGCUCGAAAAGAUCUCCUCCCCGAUGUGAAAGGGGCCACCCCAAAGGAAGUUUGGACAGGAAAAAGGGCUUCAUAUAAACAACUCAAGGUGUUUGGAUGCAGAGCAUUCGUACACAUUCCCAAAGAUGAGCGAGCUAAGCUUGACGCAAAGACAAAGGAGUGCAUCUACCUUCGUUCACCGAAGGAUGAAUAUGGGUACCAGCUUUGGGAUCCAUUCAACAUAAAGGUUGUUCGUAGCAGGGAUGUUGUAUUCUUCGAAGACCAAACAAUUGAAGACAUUAAAAAUUCAGAGAGGUCAAGAUUGAGAAGUAGCAAGAGUUCCGAUCUAACUCCAGCUCGAAGUGAAGACAAUGACACUCAAGAAGCCAAUGAUGCUGAAGAUCGCGAGCCUGAGUUAGAACAAAGCAACCAGGAGAGUCGUGAUGAACAAGAACAUGAAGAACCUUAAUCUAGCUCUCUCACAGCACCAGAGCCGAGACGAUCCACGAG
Messenger RNA from Cuscuta campestris, 1475 nucleotides. NCBI's taxonomy places the organism in Eukaryota, Viridiplantae, Streptophyta, Magnoliopsida, Solanales, Convolvulaceae. The record is from the annotation of a GenBank genome assembly.